CUUUCAGAUUUGGAAAGAUCUUGAUUAGUCGAUUCGUUAAGUGCUGCAGGUGUGACUUCAGUUCUCUGCAGAAAGUGAACUUGGUGGCGAUCCUGUAAUACAGGUGCGUUCCCUGAAACAGGUUGUUCAUUCUUUUCUAAUAUUUGAAGUCUUCUGUGCUUAGAAUAGCUAUAUCUCAGUAGCGAAGGAAAUGUUGUCACAAGUUCUAUAUUCUUUUAUACUGAUCAAAUUAUACUUCUUUCUGUGGUAAAAACUUUCAUGAGAUCCCAUACAUGGAUGAGCUCUUUCAUGAGUUCUUUGGGAUUUGGGCAUACUCAGUCACUGGUCCAUUUCCUCUGAUAAAUAAUAGAAAACCAGAAGAUUAGAUUUAGCUGCCUCUAAUUCUACUCAAACUGUUAAAAUGCCUGGUUUGAAUAACUUGUGUUUAGUUUUAGAUAAAAAUAAUUUUGGCGUAGAUUUGUCCUAGCUUUCAGUUAAAUUGUAGAAAGGCUUAUCAGGAGAAUUUUAAGUAGUUUCUUAGUGACUUCCUAAAUGCAUUAAGUAGAUGAAGCCAACAUGAUACCCAAUUAAAAUAGUACAUGUUGCUACAGCAAAUAUCCUCUUCAAACCUAGACUCUGUUAAACUUUUUUGAAAUUUGUUUUUAUCUAUGAAAAUGUCAUGAUGGAGGAGGUCAUCAAACUAGGGAAGUGUUAUGUCACUUCAUAAGCAGUCAGGCAAGACAUUGUGGCUAAUUUCUUAUAGAUCUUGAUUAGUAAAGGUAGAACCUUAACUUCAUUAAGAAAAUACAGAUUACAGGGAGAUGAGUUAGUGUGAGGGAAUUGGAAGAGCUGUCUUUCAAACUAGGAUUUAACUAGCACUGAAAGACAUUCCAAAUCUUCAGCAUCCAAGCUAAAAAUUGCCAAUCUGCAAGUACCUGCAGGUACAGUAAUUUCUAACACUUCUCCUGGUCAGAGAUAGAGAGCUUGUAACAUAAAUCCUGUUUUAUCAAUUUAUGAUAAAGACAGAGGCAAAAUAUUUAAAGAACAGAUUCGUAUCGUAAUCUAAGGCUUGUAGAAUUCACAUCAGCUUUGCAAUGUUAUGCAGAAUGGAAUGUUGUGAAUAAAUUCUUCCUUAAGUCUGGCCAACACAAAUGUACUUUUAACAGUUGGUAGACGUGCAGCGUUUUAAAUUAAGGCAUGUUAACAUGGGCUGUCUUCCAAAAUGGUUAGCUUGGGAUUUGAACACUGUUCCAAAUUUUUGUUCCAAACAUUCCUUCUGCAUAUUCAAAUGAAGCACUUAAAAGUGAUGUAAUUGUUUGCCACACGAAUGUUGAUCUUCUGAACUUCUGAUUUUUAUUCUACUAUUUCUUUGUGUUAAUUGGCAGUGUCAUGUACCAGCACACUUAGCUUCCUAGAUUUAAUAGAAGAGCUUUCAGAUUUUCUUUUUCCUGCUGAAAUUCCUGGUGUCUUUCUUGGGGAAGCUGUUUUUAUUAGGAAGAGUAAUAGUGUUGUUGGAUUUUGUUAGUACAGACUUCUGAAUGUAAGGAAACACUUUAAAAAUUUUUUUUACACACUCUGAGGGUGAGUGAGCACCGGAACAAAUUGCCCAGAGAGGCUGUGGAAUCUGCAUCUUGGAGAUAUUCAAAAGUCAUCUGGAGAUGGUCCUGGGCAGCCUGCUCUGGGUGACUUUGCCUCAACAGGGAGUUGGACAAGAAGACCUCCAGAGGUCACUUUGAGCCCCAGCUGUUCUGUGAUUCUGUGAAUUGAAAUUUUGCAACUGCCUAGUAAAUUCUUUAAUGCUCAUACCAUGCCUUCAGCAAUGUGGACGAGUUUAGAUGAGGUCUUAAAAUGGUAUUCUAACCAAACUUUUUAAGCACUUGGAGCUUCUUUGAACUACAUUGGGCAUUUUGCUCUAUCUCCUGGAGAGGUUGGCCCUUCAUUCAUAGUGGCUGCAUCAGCCCAUGCAGAUAGUAUGAUGCCAUGCUGAUAGUGAACCGGAAUGGUUAUUUUAUCUAGUGUUGAAGAUUCUGUUGUUUUAAAACUCUAUAAGACCUUAUUUUAGACCAAAAGUGUUUAAAUGCAAAUUUGUAUCUGAUUCCUCUGCUGGAUGACAGUUUCGUGUUUAACCAACAUUUAUCUGCAUAGGCAUGGCAUAACUGUGAGCAUCUCUCUGGUAUCUGUUUGAAGAGGACACUGUUGGGGGGCCCAGGUAUUUCUUUUAUAUUUUAUAGUUAUAGAGGUGUCCGGACUCUGUAAUGGUCAAAGAUUUCCAGUACAAGAGGAUGAGACAAGAAUUAUAUGCAUGUGGGAGACUCUGGACCUAGGCACUUCAUGCUUUUGAUGCUAGCUGAGAGGGAGCUUGAUAAACAGUUUUACCAACUUUUCAUAGAAAAAACAGAUAUCUUGCAUAUUACUUUGGCCAAACGAGGAGACGAGUAGUGUUUUCUUCUGAAAAACUCAAAAAUAAAUAUAAAAUGUCUGGAAAAACAGCAAUUAGGAGGAUUUGUGGGUCGGUACUUCUAAACAGAAUUUGUACAGAGUGAGAAUUCUGAAUAUGGCUUGAUUUGCUCUUGAUCUUGGCAGUGUUUCUAAUGAGUAUCCCAUGGACUCUAUCAAGUUCAGGGGGUUCUACUCUAGCACUGAGGAGCAGAACCCUGAGCAGCAACCUGAUAUCAGUGAAAACAUUUCUUCAUCGUUCUCUGUAGAAGAGCAACAGAAAAUGAGUGAUUAUUCUGGACUUGCAACUAAUCAUAGCCAGAUGAUUGCUGAAGAUUCAGAAAUUCAGACAAAGCCUGAACACUCUCAUGAAGUUCUUCAGGAAGAUAUUGAAAUGAGCAGUGGAUCCAGUGGAAAUGACUUCAGCGGAAAUGACACAAAUGAGAAUUACUCAAGUGGGCAUGAUUCUCAUGGCCAUGAAUCUGAUGAAAAUGGGAAAGAUUCAGCAAUGCUCAUGGAAUCUUCAGACUGUCAUAAAAGUUCAAGUUCAAAUGCAUUUAGCCUGAUGAUUGCAAACUCUGAACACAAUCAGUCCAGCAGUGGGUGCAGUAGUGAGCAGUCCACUAAAGCCAAAACACAAAAGGAAUUGCUGAAAACACUACAAGAGCUGAAAGCUCACCUUCCUUCUGAAAAGAGAAUUAAAGGCAAAUCUAGUGUCCUAACGACGUUGAAAUAUGCCCUUAAAAGCAUUAAACAAGUUAAAGCCAAUGAGGAGUAUUACCAAUUGUUGAUGAUUAAUGAAUCCCAGCCUGCUGGACUCAAUGUGUCAUCUUACACGGUGGAAGAAGUGGAGACUAUAACCUCAGAAUACAUCAUGAAAAAUGCGGAUAUGUUUGCUGUAGCUGUUUCUUUGAUUACUGGGAAAAUUUUGUACAUCUCUGAUCAAGCUGCUUCUAUUCUCCGCUGUAAGAGGGGUUAUUUUAAAAAUGCCAAAUUUGUGGAGUUCUUGGCACCUCAGGAUGUCAGUGUGUUCUAUACUUCUACUACCCCUUACAGAUUACCAUCAUGGAAUAUUUGCAAUAGAGCUGAGUCUUCCACCCAGGAUUGCAUGGAAGAGAAAUCUUUUUUCUGUCGCAUCAGUGCGGGAAAGGAGCGUGAAAAUGAGAUUUGCUAUCACCCGUUUCGGAUGACUCCUUACCUUAUAAAAGUGCAAGAUCCAGAAAUCGCAGAGGACCAACUUUGCUGUGUGUUGCUUGCAGAAAAAGUACAUUCUGGUUAUGAAGCACCCAGAAUUCCUCCUGACAAAAGAAUUUUUACAACUACACACACACCAACCUGUUUGUUCCAGGAUGUAGAUGAAAGAGCAGUACCUCUGUUGGGAUACCUACCUCAGGACUUAAUAGGAACACCAGUCUUGGUGCACCUUCACCCAAAUGACAGGCCCUUAAUGCUGGCAAUUCACAAAAAAAUACUUCAGUACGGAGGACAGCCUUUUGACUACUCCCCAAUCAGGUUUUGCACUAGAAAUGGGGAUUAUAUAACCAUGGACACUAGCUGGUCCAGUUUCAUCAAUCCUUGGAGUCGAAAAGUUUCAUUUAUUAUUGGAAGACACAAAGUUAGAACGGGUCCCUUAAAUGAAGACGUCUUUGCCGCUCCCAACUAUACAGAGGAUCGAAUCCUUCAUCCCAGUGUUCAGGAAAUCACUGAGCAAAUAUAUCGACUAUUACUGCAGCCUGUACACAACAGUGGAUCCAGUGGCUAUGGAAGUCUCGGUAGCAAUGGCUCACAUGAGCACUUAAUGAGUGUGGCAUCCUCCAGUGACAGCACAGGAAAUAAUAACGAAGACACUCAUAAGGAUAAAGCAGAGGUUUGUCAAGAUGCCCGUAAGGUCAAAAAUAAAGGACAGCGUAUUUUUACAGACAAUAAAGCAAAACUGGAACAUAAGAGAGAGCCUUUUGCAGAAAAGCAAAGUGGUCCUGGUGGCCAGAUGAAAGAUGUAGCAGGAAAGGAUGCUGCAGGAACAGCUGCUCCUAAAAAUGUGACUACUGAAGAGUUGGCUUGGAAAGAACAACCCGUAUAUUCUUAUCAACAGAUUAGCUGUUUGGACAGUGUCAUCAGGUACUUGGAGAGUUGUAAUGUGCCUGGUACAGCAAAAAGAAAAUGUGAAGCUUCAUCAAGCGUUGCAUCGCUGAAUUCUGGAGUUCAUGAACAAAAAACAGCUGGUAACGUAGACCCUGCUGUGUUGAAGGCAUCUGGUAAAUCAAAUGGUCCCCCAGUGGUUGGUGCUCACUUGACAUCUUUGGCACUACCUGGCAAGCCUGAAAGUGUUGUCUCUCUCACAAGUCAGUGCAGCUACAGUAGCACCAUUGUUCAUGUUGGAGACAAAAAAACACAACCUGAAUUAGAAAUGAUAGAAGAUGGUCCAAGUGGAGCAGAACUCUUAGAUGGCCAACUUCUUGCCCCUCCAUCUAGCUCUGCGCAUGUAAAUCAAGAAAAGGAGCCGUUUAAAAAACUGGGGCUUACAAAGGAAGUCCUUGCAGUGCAUACGCAAAAGGAAGAACAGAGCUUUUUGAAUAAGUUUAAAGAAAUCAAGAAAUUCAAUAUUUUUCAGUCACAUUGCAAUUACUACUUACAAGAUAAACCGAAAGGACGGCCUGCUGAACGUGGUGGCCGUGGACAAAGAAAUGGCACUUCUGGAAUGGAACAGCCGUGGAAGAAAAGUGGAAAGAACAGGAAAUCAAAGCGUAUUAAACCACAGGAGUCUUCAGACAGUACCACUUCUGGAACUAAAUUCCCCCAUCGGUUCCCUCUUCAAGGUUUAAAUACUACUGCUUGGUCACCGUCAGACACUUCACAAGCGAGCUAUUCAGCGAUGUCUUUUCCCACUGUUAUGCCUGCAUAUCCACUUCCUGUUUUUCCUGCAGCAGGGACUGUGCCACCAGCUCCCGAGACUUCACUUUCUGGUUUUAAUCAGUUGCCAGACUCUGGAAAUACUUGCCCUAUCCAACCGUCCCAGUUCCCUGCACCCCUCAUGACACCUGUUGUAGCCCUUGUGCUCCCCAACUAUGUCUACCCAGAGAUGAACAAUAACUUACCUCAAACACUUUACCACAGCCAACCCAACUUCCCUGCCCAUUCCGCUUUCUCUUCACAGACAGUAUUCCCAACGCAGCCACCAUUUGCUACACCCAGCCCUUUCCCACAACAGGCAUUUUUUCCAACACAGCCAUUCCAUUAUAAUCCACCAGCAGAGAAUGAAAGGGCUCCUGUCACAGAGCCACGAAACGAGCCAUCCCGUUCCUGCACUCCGCAGUCAGUGGGUCCUCAAGACCAGGCUUCACCACCUCUGUUCCAGUCCAGGUGCAGUUCUCCCCUGAAUCUUCUACAGUUAGAAGAAACCACAAAAACUGCUGAAAGUGGACCUCCCGUGGGUUUACACGGAACCUUAAGUGAGGAAGGAGCCAUAGGCAAAAUCAUGACAACUGAUAACUGUAGUGGAAAGGGAUCCCUACCGGCUGAAUCUCCAAUGGAUGCUCAAAAUAGCGAUGCACUCUCCAUGUCUAGCGUCCUGCUUGACAUUUUACUUCAAGAAGAUGCCUGUUCAGGCACUGGUUCAGCUUCUUCAGGGAGUGGUGUAUCUGCAGCUGCUGAGUCUCUGGGGUCUGGAUCCAAUGGCUGUGGCAUGUCAGGGAGCAGAACAGGUAGUAGUGAGACUAGCCAUACCAGCAAAUACUUUGGGAGUAUUGAUUCUUCAGAAAAUCAUCAUAAAACCAAAAUGAAGGCAGAAAUGGAAGAAAGCGAGCACUUCAUUAAAUAUGUCCUUCAGGAUCCUAUAUGGCUUUUGAUGGCAAACACAGAUGACACUGUUAUGAUGACUUACCAGAUACCUUCACGAGAUUUGGAGACAGUUUUAAAAGAAGAUAAGCAGAAAUUAAAGCAAAUGCAGAAACUACAGCCAAAAUUCACAGAAGAACAAAAAAGAGAGCUAAUUGAAGUUCAUCCAUGGAUCCAGCAAGGUGGACUACCAAAAACUGUUGCUAAUUCUGAAUGUAUUUUUUGUGAGGACAAUAUUCAGAGCAAUUUUUAUACAUCGUACGAUGAAGAAAUCCAUGAAAUGGACCUUAAUGAAAUGAUUGAAGACAGUGGGGAAAAUAACUUGGUUUCCUUGAGUCAAGUCAGUGAAGAACAAACAUAGCCUUUGAGCCUGUUGUUUUCAAAGCUGCUUCAAAACUACAGUAAUGACCCGUAAAGGUUUUAAUCUUGUAUCCAGCAAGAUGAAUCUGGUUCAUAAAAACAAAUGUUUUUCUUGCUCUAGAAGAGUCAUUUGUGAAUGAAUCUCUUUUUAAAUGGUGGCAAUCUCUUCCCAGUAAGGACAUUGUUGAAGAUGGUAUAGCUUUUCUUUAAAAAAGAAAGACUCAUGUUUUGCACUUAUGCCUCAAGUAUUUCUUUAUAAACUCGAGAAACUUUCAUUGAUGCCUACUGGUUUUUGCAGAGUGGGUUAAUGAGUACUGAAAAUCCCCUUACGUACAUACAGUUCUUCAAAUCUCCUUUUUGGUAACAAUUCAUUGUUACAAAUUGUUCUAGCAAUUCUGCGUAGUGGCUCCUUAGCAUUGUUCUUAAUAUUUGAAGUGGUCCAGCAUAGUAGAAGAAAUAACCUUCAAGCAAAUCAAUUCGCACUUGCCCUUCUCAUACCAGUUGAUCCCAUCCUCUUUCUUUGUUUCCUAUAGUUUUGAAUGUAGGAACCUUUUUUGUCUAAGAGAAAUGUUGAACUAAUUUUGCAAGACGGUUUUGGGUAAAAAUACUUAUGUGAAUGUCUAAGAAAGUAUAAUUGAGUGCUGAUGACUGUGUAGCCUUUUAUUUAAAUGGACACUGCAAUACUAUGAACUGUUUAUUACCUUGAAGCAUCGUUUCUGAGAAUUUAAACACAAGAAAUCUUUACGCUUAAAGAUUUGAAAAACUAAAACCACAGAGGAUGACUGCGUAUGCUCCAGUGACUGUUAGAAGAAGCUUGGUAUAACCUUAACCUUUAUUUCUGAUUUGUUCUGUCAGGAGGUCAGCCAUCAGUUUUUCCUGUGUGGCUAGACAAACAUCAAACUUGUAUGUGGCAGGAGAGGAUUAGACAUCUCUUGUCACUUGAAGAUAGUUCUUAUAAAAAAAAAAAGAAAAGUGAUUUUGAGAAUAGUGUUGACUUUCACUAUAUACGAAUUGCAUAAUCAAAACCUUAGUGUGGCUGGAAUCCUUUGCUGUAAAGGAUUUAAUUUUAAUGCCUCUGAGAUUGUAUUGACUUGAAUACGUGUACUCUGUCUUCUUGUGCUGUUUAUACAUGUUGGAUGUGGGAAGAGAACACAAAAGAGCAGCUUUAAUGUAUUGGUUCAUUAAAGGACAUUUAGUUGCAGUAUUGCUAAAUGUCAGUUGUAGGUCUUGGGGUGAAAAACAUAUGGAGAAAUCCAAUUGACUUUGAUAUGUUUGUCUUAAAAUAUUUUUCAUGGAAAGCAUUUCCUUUUUUUAUUAGGAUAAUGUUUCUAUUCACUGCAAUUUAAGGUUAUUUUCGUUGUAUAAAAAUAUUUCUCUUUGCAUACAAAGAGGAUGUGAAGUUAGAUCUGACACCAAAAACAUGCAGAAGUGACUGGUAUUUGCCUAGUGGAAGAAAUAAUUUGUGUAAAGCAAUUGGUUAUUAAUUGGACAGUGUCAUGAGGAAAUUCACAUUGAAGACAGGUUCUGCAGGUAGCAGAGAGUGUGAAUUUGUGAAUCAAGUAGAAUCACAAUUUAAAAAAAAAAGUAUCUUAAAUGUAGUGUGAAGCACUACUUGUCAAGAUCUGGUUCCUGUCUUUAAUAGUUUAGCAAGGUCAAACCUAAAUAUAUGUAAAUAUAAAGUGAAUGAGAAAUUUUAAAAUGUUGGUGUUCAAGUCCAAUGUAUUAAAUGUUUUCAUCAUAAAUGGAGCAGUGCAGCUAUACCAACAUACUAAAUAUAUUCCAUUUUUACAUGUAAACACAAAUAGUUUUAAUUGGACCAGGGUUUGAGAAAAGUAAAAGCUUUAUAUAAAAGGAGUGCAUCAUAAUUAUACAAAUUAUUUUCAGGGACUUCUCAACCACUUUGAACUUCUUUGCUUUAGCAUGCUUUUUUUUGAUUUUUUUUUUUAUUAUUAUUUGUUCUCAUUUCUUUUUUUUUUUUAAGUGACCAUCUUGUAACCAUAACUUAGUGAAAGGAAGAGAAAAGUAUAUUUAGAGCAUUUUGUGGAUGUGCUUACUUAUGGACUUAAUCUUGCAUCCUUAAAGUGUUUGCAUUUACAGGGUGGUAUUAAAAUAUUUUCCUGUAACUUUAAAUCUACAUGCCUCCAUUUAUAGAUAAGAUUCUGAAGCUGUAAUUUUUCCAAACUGUUGUAAGAUGACUUAUUUGUGAUGACACUUUGUCAACAUGUCAACGAUGUUUUCUGUACACUGUGCAAUAUAUUUUGGUUUUGCCACUUGUGACUAAUUUUUAUGACUUUGCUUUUUAGAAAACUGGUAAAUAAAACAGAUAUAUUUUUA
Molecule: messenger RNA, 8943 nt
Organism: Calidris pugnax (ruff)
Lineage: Eukaryota; Metazoa; Chordata; Aves; Charadriiformes; Scolopacidae
Gene: PER2
Product: period circadian clock 2
Exons: 25
Coding region: 2582-6610 (1342 amino acids)
Biological process (GO): circadian regulation of gene expression; negative regulation of transcription by RNA polymerase II; entrainment of circadian clock by photoperiod
Cellular component (GO): nucleus; cytoplasm
Molecular function (GO): transcription corepressor binding; transcription cis-regulatory region binding
Source: RefSeq, a predicted model, not a curated record